AUGGUUGUUGUGGGAGCGACUAACGGAAGCUUUGGCGGUGGCAACAUGAGGUCUUCGUUCAUAGAGGACAGGGUCGGUGCUGAAGAUCCCGGGGGUUCCACCAACAUGAUGAUCUCGGAGGCUCUUGCGCCCCGGCUGCUGAUGAUUGCGCAGGGCGCCGCAGAGGCUGCAGCUGCAGCUGCAGCAGCGACUUCUCCGUCCACCUCCAGUCAGCCGGAGGUCAUGGAGACUAACGGGACCCGGUGCGGCGAGCAGAUUCUGAGCUACGGCCGGGUGGAGAAAGUCCUGAUCGGAGGGGUCCUCACCAUGCUCACGCUGUCCACCAUCUGCGGGAACUUACUGGUGGUCAUCUCCGUGUGCUUCGUGAAGAAGCUCCGCCAGCCGUCCAACUAUCUGAUCGUGUCUCUGGCCAUGGCGGACCUGUCAGUCGCUCUGGCGGUGAUGCCGUUCGUCAGCAUCACGGACCUGAUUGGUGGCCAGUGGAUAUUUGGACAGUUCUUUUGUAACGUUUUUAUCGCCAUGGAUGUGAUGUGCUGCACCGCGUCCAUAAUGUCUCUGUGCGUAAUCAGCAUUGACAGGUAUUUGGGAAUCACUAAACCCCUGACGUAUCCUGUCCGGCAAAACGGCUGCUGCAUGGCCAAGAUGAUCCUGUCAGUGUGGCUCCUCUCAGCCUCCAUCACUCUCCCUCCUCUGUUUGGAUGGGCGCAGAAUGUCAACGACGGCAGAGUGUGCCUCAUCAGCCAGGACUUCGGCUACACUGUCUACUCCACCGCUGUGGCGUUCUACAUUCCCAUGUCUGUGAUGUUGAUCAUGUACUACAGGAUCUACCGAGCAGCCAAACUCAGCGCUGCUAAGCACACCAUCACCGGCUUCCCUAGGGAAGGGGAGCAGGGCGCAGGGGCGGCAGCCAGAGGGGGAAGAGGAGGGCAGGAGGUUCCCCGUCCCCCAGUAUCAGAAGAAACAGGAAGCGUUGAAGGGACAGAGGCUGAGCAGGAGGAGGAAAUUGAGGAAGAGGAGGAGAGCUUGGACUGUGUGGCAGCUGCCCUGAAGCUCCAGCGUGAAGUGGAGGAGGAGUGCAGCACGCGUGUCUCUCGCCUCCUCAAGACCGGCGAGCACCACCAACGCCGGAAGAGGAAAAAUCAGUCCAUCUUCAAACGGGAGCAGAAGGCGGCAGCCACUCUAGGCAUUGUGGUCGGUGCUUUCACGUUCUGCUGGCUGCCAUUCUUCCUUGUUUCCACGGCCAGGCCGUUUGUCUGUGGCGUGGAGUGCAGCUGCGUUCCUCUCUGGCUUGAAAGAACUCUCUUGUGGCUCGGCUACGCCAACUCCCUCAUUAAUCCCUUCAUAUAUGCUUUUUUCAACCGGGAUCUGAGGACCACCUAUAGUAAUCUCCUGCGGUGCCGCUACAGGAACAUCAAUCGUAAACUGUCUGCGGCGGGCAUGCAUGAGGCUCUGAAGCUGGUGGAGAAGCCAGACACUGAUGUGUAA
Cheilinus undulatus (humphead wrasse) is the source of this 1485-nucleotide messenger RNA. Its product is annotated as 5-hydroxytryptamine receptor 7-like. The transcript is spliced from 2 exons. The record is from RefSeq and is a predicted model, not a curated record. Lineage: Eukaryota; Metazoa; Chordata; Actinopteri; Labriformes; Labridae. Gene Ontology annotation, biological process: vasoconstriction; circadian rhythm; adenylate cyclase-activating adrenergic receptor signaling pathway. The coding region runs from base 1 to 1485 and encodes 494 amino acids. Gene Ontology annotation, cellular component: membrane. Gene Ontology annotation, molecular function: G protein-coupled serotonin receptor activity.